CCUCUUUUAAUUUUGUUACGUCAGGCUUACAGAAUUCUAUUUAAAUAUGAAUAAUCCAACAAGGAAAAGAUGGUAGUUUGUAAAGGUUAUAAAGACAAGGUCGACUGCUUGGUACGCCAACUCAACCCGAUGAUCUAAUCAGCGAGUGGAUGCGCUUUUGCAAAAACGAGUCAGGCCAAUGCGUAAAACAGCAAUACGUUGGCUGUAUUCAUGGGUAUAUAACGAGUCAGAGCUCUGAAUGACCAUUGAACAUCCAUCCCAAUGAUUGCCUGUAUAGAUUCGAGAAAUGCCAACUGAAGUUGAAUCACCUCUGAUUGUCAAUCCUUUUUGAAUUGAUUUCUCUCUCUAUACUGGACGUAUUGAUUCUCAUGGAUCCAGUAGUUUGACCUUUAGAUGCGUCCAGUUCCAACCGGCCCUUCAUUUCUGACAGAGAUGGAGUUACAUAACAUCGACAAGCUGAAAUUUUGCCUAACGCGCAAUUCGUUUCAAAAACAAUGUGAAAAUUGUACGUGAGCGGGUUUGAUUCUGUCUGAAACACUUGAUGCUAUAGAACGUAAUAGAAUCUAUUAGCUGGCCCACGCAUUUCCACCUUAAAACCCUAUGGAUAUAAUCCAUUUGACAAUGCACGGCUUGCUGCUGAGAUUGUUGCAGGCAGACGUGUUCCACACGACCCUGUAGCGACUCUUGAUGGAUGUGGAAGCCAUGAAAGAAAAAAGGUUGAUAGGUUAUCACCAUCUUGAAACCCUCCCCCCCCCCAUGGGGGAGGCCCAUUUGUUCUCGUAACGUCGUCGACGAUGUCAAGAAGAGCCCCCCCAGAACGUAAUGGAUCAUCUUUCUUGACGUACCCCAUAUACGUCUAACUCUAUAUACAUAUCAGUCAAUUUUCACUUGUCUCUUUCUUUUCUUUUUCAUUUUAUUCCUUUCCCAAGAUGAGAGUUUCAAAAGGGAAAAAGCAGCUUUGACUUGAAUGAAGGCGUCGUCCAUUGUUAGGGACUUUAUAGCCUAUACGGCUGUUUCGCCUAUACACUUGCGUCAACUCAAAAAAGGCCGUUAUUGAAUUGAAAGACAAGGUCCUCUCACCUUGUCAUAUUCACCGCCAUCGGCACACACACAACGGCCUGAUUUUGAAGUUGAAGAGGCGUACUCUCUGCUCAAAGGGUCUACGGCAAUGCAAAUCGACAUGGGUUUGGAUUUGAUUUGAUUUCUCUUAUGUUGUGCGUAUAGACUUGAUCGUUCUAAUAAUCAUUGAAAGUGUAUCGUAUCAAGACUUAAUUUGGCUCCCUGAUGUGUGGGGGGGGGCUUCAUUAAUUGCGGCCGGUGUCACACGAGACACUGUUUCGUUCUUCGCUUUGUCUUUCGUUGAUUAGCGUAACACAUAAGCCGGUGUAGUUGGCAUUAUUAGGGAGCUAAAUGAAAACAAAAAAGGAGAAGAAGAAGAAGAAGAAGAAAAUUAACGAGAAGCGAAAUAAAGAAAGAAAGAAAUUGGGAUAGAUUUGAAGGUGGAAAUGGAGAAAGAGGGAGACGGAGAGAGAGAUGUUUAGAUGUAAACGCAUUAAUCGAUCGGGAAGCCGCGGUCGGGGGGGGGAUGGUUUCUUUUGCAGUAUUGGAUUGUAUCCCUUGGCAACGGGUCGAAAGACGAAGCCGAAGGGCUCGAUACCGCAGAAUCCGGGAGAGAGAGAAAGUGAGGAAAAAAGAAGAAGAAGAAGCAAAAAGAGAUGAGGAAAUAAGAAAGGGAAGAAAAGCGUGAAUUUAAAAAAAAUAUAUAUUUGUACCUAAAUACGUAAGAAAAAGGGCGAAAGUUGUUCGAAAAGAAAAAGAGACUAGUCUUGCGUGAAGCACAAGUAUGACGUCAUUUAAUCCCAAUAGCAAUGGCUUGUUACGUGCAUAGCAUAACACAGCUCCGCAUUCGCUCCCCCCUCUGUAUGUACGCACAAUCUUUUAUUAUUAUUAUUAUUAUUUUUUCAAUCCUCUUGAAUUGCCUUUGUACCGGUGCGCUCACCGUGCCUACGCACCACUGGCUAAUGAUCAGUCCUCUUUUAGUCCCGCUAUUCAAAGCUGCACAAGCAAGCGCUGCAUACGUGUGUAUCUUUCUAUUUUUUUUUUUUUUCAUGUUACGGAGGAUGACUUCUGGUUUGGAUAGACGCUCCCCUUUUUGGGGAGUAUCCCCCCCCCCCUUUUUUUUUUAUUUUCUUUAGUCAAAGACUAACGAGAGAGAGAGAGAGAGAGAAAGAGAGAGCGCUUAUUGGAUGGUGCGGUGAGAUUGAUCUUUCCACCUAUUUCCUCUGAUCGAACUCACCCGUCCAUGUGUGUGUCCUUUUUUUUACCUAUACGCCGUACCUAUUGACCGUCAAAGGCCAAACACGUGAUUCGGAAACAUCCGAUAGGUCGGCAUUUAUUUGAUUUUUGAUUUUUUGUUUUUUUUUUUAAACAGUUUCCGCCUUUCGUUAUUGCGAAAAAAUAAAUAAUCAAAUAAAAAAAAUUAAAAAAAAUAGUUUUGAGGAUUGAAGAAAAUCAAUGGACAAUUUUUGUGUGCGUGCGUGCGAUAAGACACAGAUGGCGACAGAAGGUGUGGCACCAGUAACGACCUGUUGUUAGAGAAGAAGAUUGGAAAAGAAAAAAAAAAAAGAAAAACGCGAUGCAAAAAUUGCGUCCGCCGACAUGGCGCAGGUCUCGCACCCCGACGCCAGUCGAGAUGCGCACCGGCGGACCGGCAGCCAGUUGCCCGGCCAUCACCAGUUCAUCCAGCUUGGAUAUGGUCUCGCGUCAGGCCAGUUGCACUUGUCCAGUCGGCCAUUCGCAGCUGCUUGCAUCCGCACGCUGUUCUGAGCCCGUGCAAACACCGAAGGAGAAUCACACGUUCCUCUGUUUGCCCGUCGAUCAGUCGGCCGCCCUGCCGGCCAACAACGGCACCAACAGCACCAAAAACAAAGCCAGCCCGGCCGGCAACAACAACCGCGCUCGAUCGCGGAGUUUCGAUUUUUCGCACGACCAGGAGGAAGCGACAAAGUCGCUGUCAGUCGACCUGGGUACGAACGCCCAGCCCGAACGCGUCGCUUCCGGCGGAUCGGGGCCUCUCCUAGGGAUGUUGCGUCGCUCCUUCUCGCGUCAUUCGUCCACGUCGGACGGCCAGAGGAGCAGCCAAAGUUGUGUCACUUCGGCCGGGCCAGCGUUGGGCGGGAAUGCGUCGCUGGCCGGCAGUCUGGGCGGCGCCGUCGGAGGAGCCGGAAGCGCGGCCGGCAUCGGCAGUGCCGUUUGCAUCCAUUGUCUGUGCGUCGAAGAGUACGAACGACAGCAAGGGCAGAGCCCUCCGGCGGCCGCCCCACCGUUGCAGCCGGCCCUUUGUCCGGCCGUCGAUGAGCUGCUGUCUGAAAACGAAUACGAUUCGAACGGAUCGAGCAGCUGCGGCGAGAGCGCAGCCGACGACCCGCAUCCGGAUGAAGAACUGGACACGAGCCGCUUGUCUUUCCUCGGCCAGUCGUUCGAAUGCCGCCAGAAGGUGGAGCCCUGGAUACGGGAGAAUGAGAACCAAUUGGCUCCGGAUCCUUCGGCCAGGGCGCUCAUCCGGCGCGGACGGUCCCUCGGCCUGGCCUACGACACGUCGUCCACCGUCCUGCUGGGAGCGGCCCCGAAUUUGCGUCGGGGCGGGUCGGAAUGUCAGCCGGACGCGUGUCACCUGCAACAGGAAGAGGAGCAAGACGGCGACUCGUGGACGGAUCAGGCGCCCAGUUGCCAGAUUUCUUUCAAUUUCUCUUUCUCGUCGACGAGCGAACCUUCGACCAAUUACCAGGUGUCGGAUGCCACCGGGUCGGCCACGCCCGUCGGCGGCCGACGCAGCCCCGGUGGCAUCGGAACGCCGAGACUGGAACGCCAGGAGGCGCUGUGCUCCGGCUGGCUGGGCUCGGAGCCCAGCUUCGAGCUGCUCGUGCCUGGACAUCACUCGUACGGCGCCGAUUUGGAACACAGCCACGACGACCACAGCCGGCACGUGUCGUCCGGCUCGAGGACGCACGCCUCCAUGGAAACGCACGCUUCCGUCUCGCUGGAAGUGGACUCGGGCGCUUGCGUCGGCGGCGUCGUGCAGCAGGCGUCGCUCGAGAGCCAGUACUCGUUCCAGCUCAGUUUGGACGUCCAUCUGCCGGAAUCGACCCGCCAGCGCAUCUCCUCUUUCGAAAGCGAAACGUCGGUCGACAGUAUGGCGUCCAGCAAUGUCAGCGUCGGCGGAAUGGCCGGCGGGGGGGGCCGAUGUUCGGCCAACGGUUCCGGCUUCUUGAACCGGUCGUCGUUGCUGGCCCGCCGUAAAUGCCUGAGCGCUGGAGCCAGUCCCAGUUCGAGCCCGCCCAUUUGCCUGUCCAAUUCGCGCUACAAUUUAUGCAGCGGCGGUGGCGGUGGGCCGGCCGUCACGUCCAACAGCCGCCUGAAUCUGUGCACCGGGUCGUCGAGCGAGUACGGCGAUCAGGCCGACGUGGAAGCCAAUCCGCUUUCGCCUAGCCCGCCAGCCGAAAUUUACCUGACGGUGCCCGUCUUGGCGCCGCUGACGGCCGCCACCAAAACGGCCAACAGCGGCGCCAAUUUGCUGCUGGACAAAUCGCGUCACUUGCGCCAGCGUUUCCGGCGCCACGACUCUUCGAAAUCCUCUUCCGACAAGGACAGGGACAAAGAAUCGCCGGCCAAUUUGGCGCCUACACCGGCCACGUCGUCGACGCAGAGGUCGCUGGCUGCGUGCUCUUCGUUGAACUCGCGCAGCCUGAGCCGCAGUGGCGACUCGCUGCGGCCGCGCUCCGAUCAUUUGCCCUUCCGUUCGCGCUCCAUCGAAAUUGGCCUACCCACCGCUCACCGACAUCAUCAUCAUCAUCACCGACAUCACCACCGCACCGAGUAUCACGAUUUGGCCGGAAGCGCUCGCAGACAGCAGUGGGUUUCGCGGCUCAAAAAAAACAAUCCGGGAGAAGUCGUGAUCCAGAGCGAGAAUGGCGAGAGGCGUGUCCUACGAUCCACUCCAGAUUGGACCGAAGAGGCCAUCAACGGCGAUCACCUGUGGGUGCCCACAUCAGCAUCCGGUGAUCUCUGUCACGUUCUCGACCAAGAUUGCACGAGAUGCGGUCCGCGGAUGAAGUGCUCCGGUUGCCGCAUAGUGGCGCACAUUUCGUGCAUCCCUCAGAUGAAGUUCUUAUGCCGGCCAACAUUUUGGGAUGGCGAUUUGCGCCAGUAUCGCGAAAACACGACCACGACUCAUCAUUGGGUUCAUCGUCGAUCACAGACGGGCAAAUGCCAGAACUGUUCCAAGUCUUUUCAGUCCAAGUUGUCGUUCGGUUCCAAGGAGAUCGUGGCCAUAAGCUGUUCGUGGUGCAAAGCUGCUUACCACAACAAGGAGAACUGCUUCAACAUAGACCGGCUCAAAGAGCCUUGUUCGCUAGCCAAUCAGACGGUGAUCGUGCCACCAUCUUGGAUCGUGAAAUUGCCGGCCCGUGAGAAUUUCAAAUCCAGCCUGCGCAAGUCGCCGCGUAGCAAGAAAGAUCGGGGGUCGUCGCGCCGCAGCAAGAGAGUCGGAAGCGUUGAGAAACCUGACCAAGCGGAGAAAGAAAGUUACACGGGCAACGGCAGCCUGCGGGCGUUCGUCGUCAAGCCGAUCCCGAUGGCCGGCAGUCGGCCAAUCAUCGUCUUCCUCAAUCCGAAAUCGGGAGGCAACCAGGGAGCUAAACUGAUGCAGAAAUUCCAAUGGCUCUUGAAUCCACGACAAGUUUUCGAUCUUACCCAAGGAGGACCACGUGCUGGAUUGGAGAUGUUCCGCAAAGUACCCAAUCUUAGGGUAUUGGCUUGCGGUGGAGAUGGUACUGCUGGAUGGGUCCUGUCCAUCCUCGACCAGAUUGACAUCAGUCCCGCGCCUCCUGUUGGCGUCCUACCGCUGGGCACGGGAAACGACUUGGCCAGAGCUCUCGGAUGGGGAGGGGGCUAUACGGACGAGCCGAUUUCCAAGAUAUUAACAUCGAUGGGUGAAGCCGAGCCAGUGAUGCUAGACCGCUGGGAAUUACAAGUGGAAAAGAAUCCCGACGCUCCGCCAAGCGGAGAUGAUUCGGGCAAUCAGCAUCCAAGCAGAGACACUUUGCCGCUGAGCGUUGUUAAUAACUAUUUCUCGUUCGGCGUCGACGCGCAAAUUGCGCUGGAUUUUCACGAAGCUCGCGAGGCUCAUCCUCAGAAGUUCAACUCGCGAUUGCGGAAUAAAAUGUUCUACGGCCAGGCCGGUGGCAAAGAUUUGCUGCAGCGCAAAUGGAAGGACUUGUCGGAAUUCGUAACGCUUGAAUGCGACGGCAAGGACAUCACGGCCAAGUUGAGGGAGCAGAAGGUUCACGCUGUUCUCUUCCUAAACAUCCCGAGCUACGGAGGUGGUACGCACCCCUGGAAUCGGGCCCAUGGUCAAGAAGCAGCUACCGACGAUGGACUCAUCGAAGUUGUGGGAUUAAAAACAUAUCAAUUGCCUUUGUUACAAGCCGGUGGCCAUGGAACAUGCCUGGCGCAGUGUCGGACAGCUCGAAUUGUUACACGCAGAACGAUCCCGGUGCAGGUCGAUGGCGAAGCGUGUCGUUUAAAUCCAUCGAUCAUUGGAUUGCAGCUUCUGAAUCAAGCGCCAGUGUUGGCCAAAAGAAGGGCCGGUUUCGAACCGAAUCCGGCUCCCGUCGUCGAGCAGCUCAAGAUGCAAGUGAAGCGUAUCAGCAUGGCAGACUACGAAGCGAAUCAUUACGAUAAAGAAAACCUGCAAGCAUCAGCCACGCCUUUGGGAAGCAUAUCUGUCUCGCAUGAUGCUGUCCUGGAACACGUUCGCAAGCUGGUCAAUCAUCUUCUAGAACAACAAGCAGUGGGCACAAGCAGCAGUCCCGUCGGACCUCACGGUGGUGGCUCACCACCAACCAAUGGCGGCGAUGUUGACAAACUUUGCCCCGAUUGGUGUUUUAUUGACUGUUGUACGGCGGAACGCGUUUUUCGAGUCGAUUCAGGGCAGGAACAUCUGCAUUACAUCACCGACAUAUCAACCGAUUGUUUGUACAUUUUAGAUCCAGUCUCGUCAGUAGACACGGAAAGCCACGGGUUGAUGGAGAGCGGACCGAACGGCGCCAGCAACUUGUUGGAUGACGCGGGACUCGAGGACAUGGUUAACUUGGCCAAUAGUCAGCUGCAGCAGGAAUUACACCAUUCAAAUAAGAUGGAGAGAAAGAACAUUGUGGAGAAAGCUGAAAACGUUUCGCCCCAACCGCCGGAGAAUGUUGUCGCUCACGACAAUUUCCUUUUACCCAUCAAUGUCAAAAGCGUUUACGGCGAUAAAUUGCCCAUCUUUUGUCCACGUAAAAGUCCGUUGCUAGAAAAAUCAUCGAGCAGCAUUGUGAAGGCGGCCAAGGAUGGGGACUUGAAAAAGCUGAAGGAUCUUCACGCAUCAGGCUACUCGCUGCUCUCCAUCGACGCUCAAGGACAAACUGCUUUGCACUGGGCGGCUCGACAUGGACAUCGCGAUGUUAUUAAAUAUUUACUCGCUUCGUCCCCGAGUGCCCUCCUGGACAUGGUCGACAAUGAAAAGGGACAGACAGCAUUACAUAAGGCUGCGUUAGCCAGGCAACGUGCUAUCAGCUGCAUGUUGGUGGCAGCCGGAGCUAGUUUGUCAUUGGCCGACAAGGAGAGACACACUCCGCGUAAUCUGGCAGAACGAGCCGGAGAUGCUGACUUGGCAAUUUAUCUUGAAAGUCAAGAGAACUUUCACAAAAACGCCGCAGAUAACGUGGAGACCUCGGUUUAGAGUUCACGAACAUUUGAAGUCGUGUAGGCGAAUCGAUCUGUCACGAUCGGAAGAAGAAAUGAAAGCAUUUCUUGAUCUCACUAUAUAGCUACGUUUUUUUUAAAGAUUUCAUUCCAAUAUCCCCUCCAUGACUGUCCUUAUGAAUGUGAAUGUAAGUAUGUGUGAUUCCCUAAUCCAUUUCCAAUUUUGUUGAUGGUUUCCAUUUAAGCGUGGCGCCAGUUAAUCGGUCGGUGUAAAUAAUCCUAGUUGCGAAGAAUAUCAGUUAACGCUAUUUUCGGGGGACCCAUGGAAUUUUUGGCAGGGCUAUAAUCGUCUUACAGUUUUUUUUUUUGCACUCUGUUUGGGAAAUUUAUUUGCAACUACCCAACCACUAUCACAUCUAUCUCCGUAUAUACAUAUACAUGAAAGUUCUUUGUGUCGCCCGUGAGCAAAUGAAAGUGGAGAUAACAACAUAAGAAAGUCAUGAAAGCCUUUUCGACAAGCCUUUUAAGCAAUCCCAUUCUUCCACGAGAGUAUGAUAUCAAUAAAAAUUCAAAUCCUCUUUAUUUCUACAUAUCCGCAUCCUUUUUCCUUUGGCAGUCCUCUUAUUGUUUCUAACUGUUUGUCCCGCGUCCCGCCUCCUUCUCUCAUCUUUCACCUAGAUGCUAAUUUUUCCCCUUGAAAAAUGUUUACGAAGUCGAAAUUGAUUUAGCUUAGCAUAAUUCAGAUUUUUUAUAUCUUGGGGUUACAUUCGUAUUGCCAACUGUUAGUUUUCGCGAACACGUUUAUUCCUCUCAUCAAACCUUACGUAUUUUUCAAUGAAAUUUUCAUUCUCGUGAAUGUCCCAGUUUUUUUGGCCCGAUGAUUGUUUAACCGCUUAGUCUGUGCUUUAGUCCAUCCUCCUGAUAUAAAAUUUUUCGUGAUUUCACCAUGUUAGAGCUCUUGGUAUACUCUUCCAAAAGGUCGGUGGCUAAAUUGAAAAACCAUUUUCCCAUAAUGGAAUCAUGUAAGUUGUUGUGCAACCCUUUAAACUCUCAAUUCAUUAUUUUCAUCAAAUUUCCCUACGAUAAUAGUAGGUGCCUUGCUCUCUACCACUUGUUCACGAUCCCUUCACUAUUUUUCAUUGCCCUUUUUGUCGAAUAUAUAUUACAAUAUAUCUCGUCUCCGACGAGUUAGUUUUUUUCUUUGUAUGGAUCUGCGUACCAACAUACACUCACCGCAUUAAAAUGUCUGAUCAAUUUCGUCCUAGUGGACAUUGUUUUCCUCAGUGUUCUUUUCAUUUGAUACAUUCAGAUCAUAUUUAUUCUAUGCAUCAGUUUCUAUACACGAUCGGGUUGGUACUCUCUA
Molecule: messenger RNA, 9106 nt
Organism: Daphnia magna
Lineage: Eukaryota; Metazoa; Arthropoda; Branchiopoda; Diplostraca; Daphniidae
Product: diacylglycerol kinase zeta
Exons: 18
Coding region: 2636-7780 (1714 amino acids)
Biological process (GO): lipid phosphorylation; intracellular signal transduction; diacylglycerol metabolic process
Molecular function (GO): protein binding; ATP-dependent diacylglycerol kinase activity
Source: RefSeq, a predicted model, not a curated record